GAGACGUCUCCCGAAGAGUCCUGGGGAGUAUUUCGGGCUUCGGGUACAUUGCGCGAUGACUCGAUCUCACAGCUUUUGUCGAGCUGGAGCAUAUUGCAUCGGCCUGCAGCCAGCCACGCUGCAUUACAGGUCCUGCUCUGUGCCGGAAGCGCAUCUAUACACCGUACCUCAACAGCGGUGCAUCGAUUCCAGCGCCCCGCAACGGCGUACACUGAUACACCACUGACCACACACGCCAAAGCCGAGCUCGCAACGCUCCGCCUAGACAGCAACAAUGCUCAGACGCCUGACACUGCUCCUGAGCGGCGCCGCGGCCUUCGUGGCGCGGCCGUCGUUACGCGUUGUAAAACAAAAACGCACGACGCCGCAGAUGGUCCUCGCGCCCGCCGCCGCGCAAGUUGUGAGAGUAGGAAUCCCGACGGUCGUCGCCGCCGUCGCCGGUGUUUUGAUCAAGCAGCGCCUGGACCGACCGAGCCGACCGUACGAAGACGGUUCAGUGGGACGAGAGUACGACGCCUGGACAAGAGAAGGCAUUCUCGAGCACUACUGGGGCGAGCACAUCCACCUAGGGUACUAUACGGACGACGAGCUCGACCGAAAAUGGUUCGGCUCGAAGUCUCUAGGCUUCCUGAAGAAGAAUUUUAUUGAGGCCAAAUAUAACUUCACACAGCGUAUGUUGGAUUGGGGCGGUAUUACUGGCAUGCAGAACGCCAAAAUCCUAGAUGUAGGAUGUGGUAUUGGCGGGACGACGCGCUACAUGGCCAACCUGUUACCCAAUUCUAACAUUACGGGCAUCACGUUAUCCCCGGAGCAGGCCAAAAGAGCCACGGACCUCGCUGCCGAAAGAAAUGUCCCGAACGCCCAGUUCCAGGUCAUGGACGCGCUGGCCAUGGACUUUCCGGACAGUUCCUUCGAUGUGGUCUGGGGCUGCGAGAGCGGCGAGCACAUGCCGGACAAAAAAAAGUAUGUGCAAGAAAUGGCGCGCGUCCUAAAACCGGGCGGCAAGAUGGUGAUUGCCACCUGGUGCCAGCGCGACAAUUCGACCCAGUCCUUCACGGAAGAAGAGGAGAAAUCUUUAGAUUUUCUUUAUUCCGAGUGGACGCACCCGUACUUCAUCAGCAUCAAGGACUACGCCGACUUACUAAAUGGGAACGGCAUGAAAGCCGUGGAGACGGACGACUGGUGGAAAAAUACCAUAGCUUCCUGGCGCCACUCGAUCUGGGUCGGCGUCUUCGACCCGUGGCCCGUGGUCCGGGCCGGGCCGCGCAUGUGGUGGAAGUGUCUCAGAGAUGGCAUUUGUCUCGAAAGGAUGCACCGGGCCUUCGACCGCAAACUCAUGGCCUACGGCAUGAUCCGGGGGGUCAAGGCCUAA
Molecule: messenger RNA, 1372 nt
Organism: Pelagomonas calceolata
Lineage: Eukaryota; Pelagophyceae; Pelagomonadales; Pelagomonadaceae
Source: the annotation of a GenBank genome assembly